UCCGCUUCCUUAGUAAACUUAAAAUGACAGAAACCAAUAUUUUUUAUUAUGAAAUUAAAAUUGGUCUCAGUUUUAUUAUUAUAUUUAAAUAAUAAGAAAUGAUAAUUCGACUUAAUCUAGUAGUAGUAACACAAUAGAAAUAUAAAUCUUUCAAGCAAUGGGAUCGAGACUUAGGGAGAAGCCACAGCGCAUGUUUGAGGUGUUUGUUGAAAUAGCUAAACCAGAGGGCGCUGAUGAUGCACCUUUCAUCAUCCAGAAGUAUCCCCAGGAUUAUGAAGACAAGGAGGCGCUAAUGAUGAUUCCAAAAUUUGCAUAUCCCUGCAAGACAGAAGUAUCAACUGUGGACCACUUCUCCUUUGUCCUGACAGACCUGGACAGCAUGUUUAGGUUUGGCUACUGUCGUCACUCCACUGGACUCCAAACAUGCUUGUGUAUAGUGAGCUGGCUGCCGUGGUACGAGGUGUUUUACAAACUUCUUGACCUACUGGCAGAGAUCACCAACCGGUCAGAAAGCAACAACGUGACAGAGUUUCUCAGCAAGACCUACAAGCUGGACAUCCCCACCCCCAGGCUGCCAGUUACUAUAGUCGCCAAUGAAGAUAUGUUUAGUUUCACAGCCCCAGACAGCAAUGCCCUGCCUAGUAUACAGAGUAAUCGUAACCUUAAAGAAUAUUACAGUGCUGUAGAUCUAGACAACAUGAUGAGGAUAUUUGCCAGCAUGCUUCAUGAGCGUCGCAUUUACAUGACGUCCAAGAAGUUGAGUAGAUUAACAGCUUGCAUCCACGCUGCUGAAGGCCUGCUCUACCCCAUGCACUGGCAGCACCUGUACAUUCCUAUCCUGCCAGCUCACCUUAUAGACUACAUCAGCGCCCCAAUGCCGUAUUUAAUAGGUGUUCAUAAAAAUUUAAUUGAGAAACUAGAGAAAAAUCGUGUGGACGUCGGGGAUGCUGUGGUGGUAGACCUGGACAACAACACCGUGGUGUCGGACUACGACGACCUCAAGGAUCUUCCAGAGGAUGUGUCCAAAUUCCUGAAGAAGAAACUGAAGAAAGAUUCCAAAACUUUGAUGCUCAACUCAGGCGAUGGCAUCUCAAAGGCAUUUUUACAAGCCAUAGUCAGGCUGAUAGGUGGCUACAGGAAAGCCCUGAAAUUUCGUUCAGGUGAAGCUGUGACCUUUGACCCUGAAGCUUUUGUACUGACACGCCCAUCUUCCUCGACCCAGCUGUUCCUGGAGGCCAUGUUGAGUCUGCAGAUAUUUCAGCAGUUUAUCCGAGGCCGCCUGGAACACCUGGAGUCUGUACAGGGCUACACAGAUAUUUUUGAGGUGGAAGCUCAGGCUUAUGAAGACAAACUCAAUACACAGUCCAAAUACAAGGACAUCUUUAACUCAGCCAAGAAGAGUGGAACCAAAGGCAUAAUGAAAGCAGCACCAAUGAUGACCACAGCAGUGCACUCAAUAACCCAGCAGGGCAAGAAAGCCAUGUCUGGCAUCAAGACCAAGUUCACUGAGUUAACUGACGUAGAAGAGAAAGACGUGUUUCGCCCAUCUGGUGGGCUGGUCCACGCCAAGCCCAAGUCUCUCCGACAGAUCUCAGCUGUGGAGCCGCGCUCAGCCAGGCCACCACGCCCUCCCCCACCCAACAAGUCUUUCAGUAGACCAGAGAGCAGGAGCCUCCAGCCUGAUGAGAUCCAUGAUGACAGCCAGCUGAGGCUGAGCUACCACACAGUGGACGUCAGUCUGAUGGGGGACCAAGACAUCCAGGCCGCCAUCUUUAGGUCAGCCAGCGCGGAGAUGCUGCCCAAACACUACACUGAGGAAGGCGAGGUCUCCAGUGGUUCCUCCUCCGCCCCUUCCAGCGACUCGGUGGAUGAGUGUGACAGCAACAUCAUCCCAUUUGAUAAACUUGGCAGCUCAGAAGAAGUCUUGGAAAUUUAUCUGCUUUUAGAUUUGAACUUUGAAGUUUUGCCCCGAGACAUGAAGGAGAUGAAGGACAGAACCAGCCUGCAUCAGUCACCCCACAGGCACUCAGUCAUGGCAGGAGAGAAAGUCUACCAACCACAAACUGAUCAAUUGAUCCGAGUGCAAUCCGAUAAACUUAUCCGACCUCAGUCAGACAAACUUAUCCGACCCGCCACCAAGAUAGCACCAGCCAGUGACAUUACACCUAUAGCCCCACCCAGGGGUAAAAAGAACAAAAGCAAUUCUAGUCAGGGCGCCCCACCAGCCAGCCCCGGGUCAGCUCAGGUCUCUCCCCGACCCCUCCCUCGCUUGUCAACCAGUGGCGCCCCACCCCAGGACGCUCCGACACAAAGUGUGCAGGACGCACCGCUCAUCAAGUUUGAUUCCACCGAGUCAGAAACUACAGACUCGGAUAUCUUUGAUCCACUGGCGUCCUCCAAGUCAGCAGGCAAGACAAGCGGCGGCGUGCUAGAGGACAGUGACUCGGACACAGUGGACACAGUGGAGGUCAGGCUGUGGGACAGGAACAAGGGAAGCCGCGUCUCACUGACCAGGUCAGAAGCCUUCAGACGCGAGACUCAGCUGCUGCGGCCAAGUGUCAAAGGUGACGACCAGGAUUUAAUGAGACUGGGCAAAGAUUCCACCACCGAGUUCUUCGACCCGCUGGCCACAUCCAACAAGUCCAACUCCUCAGAUGGCUGUUCUGACGGAGCAAAGAUUGAUCCUGUUGCAUCUAGCCACACACCACGUAGAGAGAGUUCAGAUCUUCUGAUGCACGAGUGGUCAGUUGCUUCACUGACCAAAGGACCCAACAUUUCCAUCCCAGUGGGCAUCAUGCCUCUGCGGCAGACCCACGCCAACAACCCGUUUUUAUCCUCACACCUCCCCUCCCCCCACCAGUCCCCUGUCCACCAGUCCCUGCCCACAGCCCCACCCCACCUGUCCAGUCCUAUCCUGAGACCGGGGGUCUACACCACAACCCAGCACAGCUUUCAGCGCUCCAGCCUGCCCUUCACGUCUUCUCCAAACCCACAUAUGGCUUCACCAGGCAAGCUUCCAGCCAAGAGUUAUGCCCCUUACUCGCGGCCCCAAUCCGCCAUGCCUGGGCAGAACAACAGCAUGGCCAACACAAGUUUUGGGCCAUCCACUGGGUCCAACAGCAUGGCCAACACAAGUUUUGGGCCAUCCCCUCUGACCCCAGGUUCCACCAGCCACCCCUCUAGCGCCAGGAGUAGCCCCACACCCGUGUCUCUCAGAUCUUCGCCUGCCAUGACCUCUAGUAAAGCAUCAGACACGUUCAGUGAUCUCAUAGACAUUGACUUUGGUGGCACCAAACUGAACAAUGCCCCUGGUCACCCAGACAAACCCCAACAGUCAAAGUGGGAAACUUUUGAAUAAACUGCUAGAAACUUUGUCAAUUCUCUCACUGGCACAUUUGUUCCAACAUACAUGGCCAUAUCUAUGUUCAGUACCAAACUAUGUCUGGUCUUUGUGGAGUUGGUGGAGUGUUGUACACGUGUCUGGUCUUUGUGGAUGUGUUGGCUACAUGGGCAUGUCUUUGUGGAUGUGUGGGCUACAUGGGCACGUCUUUGUGGAUGUGUGGGCUACAUGGGCACGUCUUUGUGGAUGUGUGGGCUACAUGGGCACGUCUUUGUGGAUGUGUGGGCUACAUGGGUCUGUGUGGGAUACAUGGGCACGUUUGUGUGGAUGUGUGGGCUACAUGGGCACGUUUGUGUGGAUGUGUGGGCUACAUGGGCACAUCUGUGUGGAUGUGUGGUAUACAUGGGCAAAUGAUUGUCUGAAAUGAUUGUCUGAGUGGACCACAGAGAGUGCAUCAAAAGCUUUGUGAUUUCUACCUGUUGUCAACAAAUCUUGUGGUUUGAUGACACCAUGCUAAGUAACCAUUGUUGUUUUCAGCUACAUAUCUUCAGCUAACGUAGUACUCUUGUUUGAGCCAAUAGUUAUUUUUAAACUUCUUUUGAACUGACUUUACCCUGUCUAAAGUAACCUAAGCCCCUUUUUUGUACAUGUAAAUGAACCUAAGCCUAUGUUGUACAUAUUAAAUAAACUUUGCUUUAUAUUUCCUGUGGGGAAACUGGUCAAUGAUGGUGUCAGUGGGGAAACUGGUCAGAUGAUGGUGUCAGCAUUUUUCUGACCAGUGAGUCUACAUUUUAUGCUGGCUUUGUCAGCCUCGUACCGGUACGUCAAAUUUUUACGUGUAGUUAUUUAUUGCCAGGCUCUGUAUGAGCUGUAGCUUUGUAUGUGAUUUCAUACGUAGUCAGAGUUAGGCAAUUCUUUCUCUAUGUGAUAUUUCUCGUGUUCUAGUUGGUCAAUCAGUAUUAUCAUGAAAUCAUAUUUAGAUCAACCAUCAUCAGAACUGUGAGGCCUAGUGGUAGAGCGCUUGACUGCUAGCCCAAAGUUGGUGAGUUUGGAUACUGGUUUGGACUUGCUCUGACAGGGAAAGGUGAACACACCAUCCCUUCAUAUGCUCAGGUCAAGAAAUCUGAUCUCUACUUCAACUAGUUCAUGUGCCCGACAGGUCUGAAUGGGGAAAUUUAUCAUCAGAUCAAACUAUUUUGUGUAGUAAGGGUGCACCUUGUAUGUUGUGUGAUUUGGACCAAUUAGUUCACUCCAUUUUCUAGACUGCCAAAAUUCUGUGUGAAAAUGAUACGUUGGUAUUGUUUAAAAGAUUUGUGAAUGAAACCUGAAUGCCAUUGUUGGUGGCUGGACCUUGAAUCAUGUACAGUCAAUCAUCAUUACUACAGAUGUUUGUAUUGUGUAAAAGAUUUGUGAAUGAAACCUGAAUACCAUUGUUGGUGGCUGGACCUUGAGUCAUGUACAGUCAAUCAUCAUUACUAUAGAGCUGACAGCAAUACUCACUUCUUCCUUUACCCCAUCUUGUCAGCUGCACAAUUAUUUAUUUCUGCAUCAGCUGUACCUGUGGUCACAUGUGGGUCAGCUACCCAAUAUCUGUAACUAUUUUCUCUGCUUUACAGAUUAGUUUGAAAUGCCGUCAUGUUUUGUCUCCAUAAACUUAUAAGGGGGAUAUUUUAAAUGAAUCCAUGUUUUAUGAGAGUUUAGGCAACACACUUUCCAUUGAAAUAAUUUAUGUAUCUUAAGUAGCUUUGUGUGUAGUCUAAUCUAGCAUGGGGAGUUGAGCUUAUUCUAGGGGGUUGAAUAAAAAAGUUGGAUGUUUUAAAUUGAUGAAAUAAAAGAUUGGUCACAACUUGAC
Molecule: messenger RNA, 5192 nt
Organism: Physella acuta
Lineage: Eukaryota; Metazoa; Mollusca; Gastropoda; Physidae
Product: DENN domain-containing protein 1B
Biological process (GO): endocytic recycling; endocytosis
Cellular component (GO): cytosol; intracellular membrane-bounded organelle
Molecular function (GO): phosphatidylinositol phosphate binding; guanyl-nucleotide exchange factor activity
Source: RefSeq, a predicted model, not a curated record